Sceloporus undulatus (fence lizard) is the source of this 7954-nucleotide messenger RNA. It is a transcript of the gene LZTR1, whose product is annotated as leucine zipper like transcription regulator 1. NCBI's taxonomy places the organism in Eukaryota, Metazoa, Chordata, Lepidosauria, Squamata, Phrynosomatidae. Bases 41 to 2365 code for a protein of 774 amino acids. The transcript is spliced from 20 exons. The record is from RefSeq and is a predicted model, not a curated record. Gene Ontology annotation, molecular function: protein binding. Gene Ontology annotation, cellular component: Golgi apparatus.
GGAGAGAGCGAGAGAGGCCUCUGGUGCUGGAAGGGGAGCCAUGGCGGGCGGCGAGGAGGAGGAGGAGGGCUCCGGGGCGGGAGGGCGCUCCAAGGUGGCUCCCAGCGUGGACUUCGACCACAGCUGCUCCGACAGCGUCGAGUACCUCACCCUCAACUUCGGGCCCUUCGAGGCCGUGCACCGCUGGAGGCGCCUCCCGCCCUGCGACGAGUUCGUCGGGGCCCGCCGCAGCAAACACACCGUGGUUGCCUAUCGCGAUGCCAUCUACGUCUUUGGAGGGGAUAAUGGAAAAACCAUGUUGAAUGACCUAUUGAGAUUUGAUGUGAAGGACUGCUCUUGGUGCAGAGCUUUUACCACAGGAACCCCACCUGCCCCUAGGUAUCACCAUUCAGCUGUAGUCUAUGGAAGCAGCAUGUUUGUAUUUGGUGGCUAUACUGGAGAUAUCUAUUCCAAUUCCAACUUGAAGAAUAAAAAUGAUCUUUUUGAAUAUAAGCUUGCAACAGGCCAGUGGACUGAGUGGAAAAUUGAAGGAAGAUUGCCUGUUGCCCGGUCAGCUCAUGGGGCAACAGUCUAUAGUGAUAAACUGUGGAUCUUUGCAGGGUAUGAUGGGAAUGCGCGAUUAAAUGACAUGUGGACUAUUAGUUUACAAGACAGAGAUUUAACUUGCUGGGAAGAGAUUAAACAGACUGGAGAGAUUCCUCCUUCAUGUUGCAAUUUUCCUGUAGCUGUUUGUAAAGAGAAGAUGUUUGUUUUUUCAGGCCAGAGUGGAGCGAAGAUUACCAAUAAUCUUUUUCAGUUUGAAUUCAAGGAAAAAAUCUGGACAAGAAUUCCUACUGAGCACUUGCUACGAGGCUCUCCUCCUCCCCCCCAGCGGAGAUAUGGUCACACAAUGGUUGCCUUUGAUCGCCAUCUUUAUGUGUUUGGUGGUGCUGCAGACAACACAUUGCCUAAUGAACUUCACUGUUAUGAUGUGGACUCACAGACCUGGGAAGUUAUCCAUGCAAGUCCAGAUAGUGAGUUGCCAACUGGAAGACUAUUCCAUGCUGCAGCUGUCAUCUGUGAUGCGAUGUACAUUUUUGGUGGGACAGUGGAUAAUAAUAUUAGGAGUGGAGAAAUGUAUAGAUUUCAGUUUUCUUGUUAUCCCAAAUGUACUUUACAUGAUGAUUAUGGGAGACUCUGGGAAACCAGGCAAUUCAGUGAUCUGGAAUUUGUUCUUGGAGAGAAAGAAGAGAGAGUUCGAGGGCAUACUGCCAUUGUCACUGCUCGCUCUAAAUGGCUCAGGAAGAAAAUUACACAGGCAAGGGAACGGUUGAAACAGAAGUCCAAGCAAGAGCUUGAUGAAGAAGGACAAGGAACACCCCAGAAGGAGGCAGCAGGCAGCAGUGUCAAGCUGUGCCGUCUGCAACCACUGCUGGAAGUUCCUAUCCGGGAAGCAGAAGCCCAGCCAUUUGAGGUGCUCAUGCAGUUCCUCUACACAGACAAAAUCAAAUAUCCAAGGAAAGGGCAUGUGCAAGAUGUUCUGCUAAUCAUGGAUGUGUACAAAUUGGCCCUUAAUUUCAAACUCUCACGGUUGGAACAGCUGUGUGUCCAGUACAUUGAGGCCUCAGUAGAUCUCCAGAAUGUGCUUGUUGUAUGUGAAAAUGCCAAUAAACUUCAGCUAGAUCAACUAAAGGAACAUUGCCUGAAUUUUGUGGUAAAAGAAUCACAUUUUAAUCAAGUUAUAAUGAUGAAAGAAUUUGAGCACCUUUCUUCAUCUUUGAUAGUGGAAAUAGUAAGAAGAAAGCAGCAGCCUCCACUUCGAACACAUUCUGACCAACCUCUGGAUAUUGGAACCUCAUUGAUUCAGGAUAUGAAAGCCUAUCUGGAAGGUGCUGGUCUAGAAUUCUGUGAUAUCAUUCUACUCUUAGAUGGUCACCCAAGACCUGCUCAUAAAGCUAUUCUUGCAGCUCGUUCCAGUUAUUUUGAAGCCAUGUUUCGUUCUUUUAUGCCAGAAGAUGGACAAGUUAAUAUUUCCAUUGGUGAGAUGGUUCCAAGCAAGCAAGCAUUUGAGUCUAUGCUAAGAUACAUUUAUUAUGGAGAAGUGAACAUGCCUCCUGAAGAUUCCCUCUACCUCUUUGCUGCUCCUUAUUAUUAUGGAUUCUAUAAUAAUCGACUCCAAGCAUAUUGUAAGCAGAAUCUGGAAAUGAAUGUUACUGUGGAAAAUGUGCUACAGAUUUUAGAGGCAGCUGACAAGACUCAGGCUCUGGAUAUGAAGAGACAUUGCCUGCAUAUCAUUGUUCACCAAUUCACCAAGGUUGGUUGGAUGUUUUCUGGGGUUCUGGGCAUCUGCUGUCCCCUUUCUCUGCCAUGGUUGAAAACAGCUUAAGGUUUCCAAGUUGCCAAAUCUUCGAUCUCUCAGUCAGCCUCUCCUACUUGACAUCAUAGAAUCAUUAGCAAACCACAUAUCAGACAAGCAGUGUGCUGAGCUUGGUUCAGAUAUCUAAGAUUUCCAGUAUUCUACAUCUUGCACAUUUGAGUCAUUUUCUCUAAAGUUUGUGACCAUUCCAUGCUAAUCUGCUGAAAAUAUCCUUGUAAAAUAUGGAAGGCUCUGAAUGUGGAAGGUAAUAGUUUAUGGCUUUCUAAGGAUAACAGUUGUACCUGAAUUGGAUGGGAAGAGUGCAAAGAAGAGAUGGUAUGCAGCACCUGGCAUGUUUGGGCCUGCUAAUGGAGCCUAACUAAUCGGUCAAGAAUAUUGAUUUGAUUCUUUGCUACUUAAGAUGUCUUCUCUAAAUUCGAAGGACCACAAGAUGAUUUUAUCAUAACAUUUAAAAGUUACUUCCUUUUCCCCAUCUGUACCAUUCUGAUGCCUGACUUGAUUCCAUUGAAUCUGGAGGACUGGGAAAUAGAAGCUGAAAAGACUCUGACAGUGUUUGCUUGAGAUAGUUUCAGGUAACAAUAAAUGCAGUACACCAGAGAAAAUUCUGUUGACAAGAUGGAAAUAUCAUGUAUUCAUUUACUACAAGGUGUGCUUCUUUUCCCACAGUUUCUUAGCAGGUGUUACCAAAGACCCUCUUGAAAACACUGAUUUGUUCUCCCUUUUUCUGUACAUGUCUGCUGUAUGCAUAUAUGCUGAAUGUGAAUAUAUUCCUAAAAUGUAGAGUGGCAAAGAAAUAUAAAUGCAUACUGGAAUAUGGAGUACUCUUAGAAACCCUUCACAUCUCACUUUAACUAGGGAAUAUUAAUUCCUGACAUCUCACAGAGUUAAAUUACAAGUGCAGCUUGAAAGAUUCACAUGGACAUUGUUUGAAUAAAAUAUGUCUCUUUAUCUGUCUCCCAGAGUUUAAAAAAAGAAAAGAAAAGACAAUGAAGAAACUCUCUGUAUGUCAGUAACAACUUAAAACAUUUUUAAAAGGUUACAAUUGGACUGCUGUCUCCCCCUCCCCAGUGUCUUCAAUGCUCUCAUUGUGCUGCUUUCUUUUAAUAUAUCUUAAUAAAGAAGGCCUUUUAGUGAAGUACAAAUAUAUUUUGGGGAAUUAAUAGGAAGGAGAUAUCUUGGAAUGAUUAAAUUAAAACUCAUUGCUGGAUAGACAAGGGUCACAUGGUCUAAACUUUGCUACUGUUUGUAGGACUCUUAUACCUCAGUUCCUUAGCAUAGAAUAGAUAGACAUUAUCAGAACAAAUUCUCUUGCAGUCUAUUUUUCAAUUUUUGAUUAUGCAUGAAACUUUAUUAGAGCAGAAGUAUUGUAAUAUGAAUCAGAAAUGUCCACAUGACUGUAGCUACUGCUCUUACCUUUAGUCGCUACGUUCCCACUUAAUAUGUGGUUGCCAAGGAGAUACAAAUUAUGGCCCAAAACACAUGAGCCAAGAGGUGUGACUUCCAGCCUGGGGGUGAAGCAUGCAGACAACGUAUGCCCCUGAUGCAGCUGGAAUCUGCUCUGAGGCCCCCCUCAGGCAGGAAAAAGGAGUGCUGAAAAAGUGCUUCUUGCCAGUGACCCACUUUCAGAGUGGGCCAUCCAAUCACCGCAGUCCCGUGCCACUCAGGGCUCAAUUGUGGGCACUUCUUCAUGCCCAUCUGUUCACCCUUGUGAUAUCUUCCUUUGGAUCACUUCUGUUAGUAAAGGGGAUUGCCAAAUUAAGAGGAAAGUUUUCAAAGGUAUAGGCAUUUGGGCUAAUAUGCACUGAGGUACUGUUGGGAGCCACAGGUAUCAGCAUUUUUAAAGAGUUGCUGUGGAUGGAACAGACAUAAAUCUCAGUAUGUUAGUCCUACCUAGAAUAUACCCAUUGAAUUGGUGGAACUAGAUCAAUUCCCAUUACAUAACCCAUUACUUUAGUGAGUCUACUGUAGUUGGGACUAGCAGUUGGAUUUAAACCUUUCUCUUCUUCAGUUUGGCUCAGAAACAAAUUUUGCAUUGUGAAAUGCUAGAUAUACUGCACAAUUUUAACCAUGUUAAGAAUAUUUGACAUGCUCCUUUAAUGGGGUUUCAGUAACUAUUAAAAUUCUCCAAUUCUUGGCGAAUAUCAUACUAUUUUCUGUGAUUUUACUUGAAUACACUUAUCACAUGAAAGACUGGAUAUAUACAUUAAGAAUGCGCCCUAUUUAUACAGUAAUACUUUAAGAGCAUAUCGCUCAGAACUAAUAGGAUUGUCCUGUGUCCACAUAGACUGGUUCUGGAACCUUCAUAUAGUGGUCUUGAGGCUGGGUGGGAAAAGUAUCCUUGUAAUAAGUUGUUUUAGGAGCAGUUUCAUCUUGUUUGGCUGCAUGCCUGUGCUUUUCUUAAAUCUCAUCCUCAAUAAUAUUUUGGAGCUAAUUUUAAUAAUAUAUUUAUUAGUGAACUUUAGAUUUUUUUUUCCUUUUCAGUUUAUUUCUUUCACAAAUUGGCCUCUGUGGUAGUGCAGUUUUUCACCCAUCUUUUGCUUCUGGUUGCUAAUUUCUAAGAAACAGUCUUUUUUCCUGAGAGAGAAUGACCACAGUACUAAUUCUGCCACCAUGCUUUUAUUUUGACAUAAUUUUCAAAAAUAAAUAAUUUAUCUAUAGAGUGUACCCUAGUAUUUUAAUUUCUUUAUUCUGCUCAAUAUUACUAUUUUUAUUAAACAGUCUAUACUGAAAUUAGGGAGUGAAUGUAUUAGUAGUUACAGGUUUAAUUGCAAUUUAAUGUCAUUGCAAAAUAUGAUCUCUUUAACACUGAGAUGACUAUAAAAUGGUUGAUUACAUUUUUCAGUUACUAUUUAGUUCACUAGUUCUACUUUAUAUUCAUUUAGAGUGGGUCCUUGGUAUCCGCUGGGGUUUGGUUCCAGAAUUCCCCGUGGAUACCAAAAUCUGUGGAUGCUCAAGUCCCAUUAAAACAAUGGCAUAGCAAAAUGAUGUCCCUUAUAUAAAAUAGAAAAUCAAGGUUUUCUGUUUGUAAUUAAUACUUUUUUUCAGUAUAUUCAAUCCGUGGAUGUUUGAAUCCAUGGAUAAGAAAAAUCUGUGGAUAAAGAGGGCUUACUGUGUUCUUAAUUGAAUUGUAGCUUUUUCCAGUGUAGUAGUAACUGAUAUUGCCAAAUCAGUUUUUUGCAAACUGCAUUUCUGGUUUUUUAUUUCUUAUUAUUACCUAAAACCAUAAUUUGAGGAACUCUUACUUUUAAUGCUGGUAUGGACUGCUAACUGUGGUAUGAACAAGGUUGCUGACAUUCCUCAAGUGUCCUAAUGACUCUUUCACUUACAUAUACAGCUCUUGAUCUUGAGGUGAGGUGAGUCAGUGAUUAUAUAUGUAAUGCAAUAUUUGAAACUGUCAUGAACAACAUUCCAAUUUCAUAAAAGGAAUAUCAGGAACAUUCAGUACCUUAUAGAGAUGGUUUUCAUAAUUAGUGUGAAUGUACAUUCUUGGGUUCUGUGUACCAUGUAACCUGCCUUAUUUCACCUAAUCUGUUGUGUGAAGGUGUAGUCCUCUUGCUAAUGCUGAAGUAAGACUCAUCUGCUAGUUGUCUUAUUAUAUGGAAUUGAGUGGCUACCAUUUUAGCUUUUACAUCAGGUAGCAAGGUAUCUUGAGCCAGUCCUUUUAAUGAGUUGGUGAAAGAGCAAAUUUUUGAAUCCAGAUAUUUAGUAUUCUUGCCCAGCAUCACCUCUUUAAUGUCUAUGGAUAAACAAAGAUAACUAAUCUCUAUGGAUCUCCUGAAUUAGAAAAAGUAUGCAUUUUCACAAGUUUUUUGCAGUCGCAUAAAAAUAGGAAAUAUGCACAGGUAGGAAUUCAGAUGAAGAACAAUGACUUGUGUAAAACAGCAUGUGUUAAUACUGGAUACUCAACCUAGAUUAUUGCAUCUGGGGAAGUAGACCAAGCCUACAAAAGCUUAUGCUACAACUUCUUUUGCUCAGUUAGUCUCGAAGGUGCUGCAAGAUCCCUUUGCAUACUAAUGUGAUUAUAUUUCUGACUCCUAGGUUGUUUUGUGUUACUUACAUAAAUUGCUAAAAAUAACUACCUAAGAUCCUUGUGUUUUCUCAUUUUUUGUUCAUACACUUUUUGCUCAUACUCUAUUUUUAUUAUAACAAUGUCAGAGAGAGACCAGCCAAAAUGUUGUCAUCAUGCUAGGCAACUUGGGUACUACAUCAGUUAUUCUUGUGUCCAAGUUCCAUUUUUCAGUCAAUUAACAUACCAUUUUUGAUUGUAAAUGGACUCUAAUUUACUUUCCUCCCAUACAUCUUUUGGGGAUCAUGUCAGGACUUCACUGAUAACAAGUAAUACUUUAUAUCAUUGGCUUUAGUUGGUCUUUGUUAUGAGCUGUGUAAACACAAGAUUCAUUCAAUUUAUUAAUAAAUGUCUGAUGAAAGCUAACAUUGGGUAAAAGCUGCCCUCGGAGACUUUUUUGGCUGAAGGGCAAGGUAUAAAUCAUAGAAUCAUAGAGUUGGAAGAGAAUAAAUAAAGUAGUGUGUGUUAAAUAUAUUGUGCCUGUGAUGCAUGAAGGAGGAUAGUAUGCACCCUAUUAAACUAUUUGAAAGUUGCAGGUGACAAAAUAUGAUAUAGUUAUGGCAUUAUAAAAGAAGUAUUGCUAUUGGAACUUAAUACCUAAUGGUGGCAGAAACUUAGGAAAUGUUUAGAAUGUUCUAUUUUUUGAUACGGGCACUGAUGCCGUAUACACAGCUGGGCCACCUUGGGGGAAAAUAUGUCAAGCCUUCCAGGUCUAACAGUACUGCAGGAGUUAGCUCAUACUCCUCUGUGAUUGCCAUAGACACAAUGUUCAAAAGGAAGAUGCAUGUUUCUGGAAAAGGAGGUGUUUAAUAAAACAACAGUCACUUCUUUAUUCCACUAUAUCUCCUAUAACUCACCUUCAGCCACUUUCUCUAGGCCAUUGAUGUCUGUCUCCCUGAAGUUCCUGAAUCCAGUUUAGUAGAUACUGAACUGGGUAUCUCCUGCAAAUCCAUCCCAGCUUUAUUAAUGGUCCAUUAAGGGCUGGGUACUUCAGGCCCAGCACUGGACAAUUCACAAAACAGAGAGAAUACAGGAAAAUAGAUAAGCCUGUCUCACAAGCUACUCCCAGCAUGUUAAAAAAAGAAGCUUUGAUCUAUAAGUUUGGCCACCAAAAUGGAAAUCGUGAGAAAAGGAGAUGCAUCUUGGGGGGAAAAGUUCUUAGCUAGAAGUUUCACAAUGUUUUUGUUUACUGACGCUAGGCUUCCUUGACCCAGCUGUUUUCUUUCAUGUGUUCAUAUUGUUAGUUUUGAAUGAACAGUUUGCUGAAACAUGUUAAGCUGCUCUUCUUUUUUGUCACAUGUUAUUUCUGUCUCUGCUACCAAACAUUCUGUUAAGGAUAAUGUGCAAGAACACAUCUAUUUUGUUAACUGGGAUGUACCUGUAUAUUUUUUUUAAUUAAUUUUUAUUGUUAAGAUGUUUUUAGAUGUACCUUGUUUUAAUUCAUGUUCUCGGCUGCCUUGAGUCCUCUGCUGGGGAAAAAGUGUGAUGUAAAUUGAAUGAAUAAAUAAAUAAAUACAGAUGUACUACCCUAA